Molecule: messenger RNA, 948 nt
Organism: Carya illinoinensis
Lineage: Eukaryota; Viridiplantae; Streptophyta; Magnoliopsida; Fagales; Juglandaceae
Exons: 2
Coding region: 109-549 (146 amino acids)
Source: RefSeq, a predicted model, not a curated record
UAGGAAUAUACAAGACUUGUGGUGCAUGGGGAAAUUAAGAUAUCAAUCUCAUUACCCAUCAUGUUGAGGUUUCUUUCUUACGCUCUUGCUUGCUCUUUGUGAAUAGAGAUGGAUGAUGACUAUGUUAUUAGGAAUGUGGUAGAUGUGUCUACUUUCUUGAUGUUUGAAGCCACGGGAGACUCCGAGGAUGAUUUCUAUCCCACCGUGGGUGAUCAUCGUGACAUGUUUGUGUCCAUGGCCGACAGCGAUGCAGAGUCUUGUAGUUUUGAUUUAUCGGAUUCUUCAAAAGUUUUUGAUCUCGAUGAUUGCUGUGAUGAUCCUCAAGCAUAUCAUGUUCAUAACAAAUAUGAUGAUAAUGAUGAUGAUGGACCUUUCGAGGAGGAAGAGGAAGGGCAUAGCUACCCAGCAUGGAAUGGUGAGCAUAAUGAAUAUUGGAAGCCAAUAAGAGGGGCCAAGAAAUCAAGUGCAUCUGUGGAAUCAACUAAAGAGUUGAUGAUGACUGAGGAAGAGAAGAGCAGACUGUUUUGGGAGACAUGCUUGGCUUCCUAAACUACUACUCGAUCCCUCCAUACUUUCUCAUAGGUCAGCAUGGCACCCAAUUUCUUUCCAUUUUGUUUUGCCAUAGACAAGCCAAGUUAGCAAGGAGAUCACGUCUGGUUCUAUUCACUGAUGAUCGUAUGAUGAAAGGGGCAUGCACCACGUGGACACUACAUGCAUCGUUGAUAUAUAAUCUUCCUUUAUAUCCUAAUUAAUUAUUAAAAUAUAUUUAUGCUUUCUUUAUUUUCAUCAAACGAGUUCUUCUAUUCAGCAGUUCUACUAAAAUUAACGUAUAUUCAACUGUUUAAAAAAAGAAAAACAUAUUCUUCAUUUCUCCUCUCCUUUCCUUAUGAUGAAAUGGCUUGACAUGGAUGUGAGGGAUCAUUGAAUAGUUGGUGAGAAAUUCUUGAA